UCCACAGCGGCUCCUGGCACUAUGCAAGGCUGCCUGUGGAGAUGCAUCAGAGUCAUGGCAUCCUUAGCCAUCCUGGGAUUCUUUAUUCGAGAGAAUAAAUCAGCACGUGUCGAGCAUAACACAUCGCUGAGUGAAAAGGAGAAAAUAAUCCGGCAGCUAGCUCAGGAGCAAAUCAGCUCUGAAAUCAAGAACCAUCUGAAAUACUUCACCAAGAUGCAGAAAAGUUCCCGUGUACUCCAGCAUGCCAACUACACAUUCCUGGCUGGAACCUCUCUCCAGGGAAGGUGGCUGCUGACCGUGGGGAUCUCCUCAGUGCAGCGUACCACUGGGAGUUACCUCUUGGACACCCUGAAGUCCCUGUUCCAAGCUUCCACAGAACAAGACUUGGAAUAUAUGCUGGUAUUGGUCCUUCUGUCAGACACUGACCCCGAAUGGCUCAACCAAACAGUUGCCAACAUUUCAGGUCUCUUCCUGCCGCACAUUGAAUCCGGGAGGCUGGCAGUGGUCCACGGUCUGCUUGGUGGCUCCUUAGCAAAGAGCGUAAAUCAUACCUCACCCUGUGAAGCGCUUUAUUCUAGGCAGAAAACAAGUUCUGCCCUCCUCAUGAAUUUUGCCAGCAAUCUCUCUGACUACUUCCUGUUGCUAGGAGAUAAUGUGAGGUGUGCCCCCAGGUUUGUGUCUGACAUCUACUGGGCAGUGUUAGCCUGGGAAGAGCUCCCCUGGGUGACCCUGGACUUCUCUAGCAUGAAGAUCUCUGGGAAGGUUUUCCACACCAGGGACCUCCCCCGCCUGACCGCCUUCUUGCUCCUCUUCCCCAUGGACGUUCCCACUCACUUGCUUCUCUCUGAAUUCAGCCUUCUCCUGUCUCAAAAUGUUCCCAUUCACUUCAGUUCCUCCAUCUUCUACCACAUGGGCAGUUACUCUGAGUUUGAAGACACAUGCUUUCCUGUGGGGCAAGACAAAGACUUGGGAGAACCAGACAACCCUGUUGGUACUGUCUUCACGGACAUGUUCUCAUUUUGGAAUACGAUUCCACAAUAUGCCUACAUUCUCAAUGAUGACUGCUUAUGGGUCCUGAACCCUGAAAAAGGCAACUACUUGCUGGUGGUCCUGGAUAAGCCACAGAAAGUCAUCCGGGUAGCAGUGUGGACAGGCUCUGCUCAGACUAAGUUGAACUACUUACAACAGGGGCAAAUAUUGCUGGGCUAUGACCCCAUGGACUACCCCAAACGCUGUGCUCACUAUUCCUUAGUCGGACCUUUGGUGAGAGGUCAGUUGGACCAGAUGGUAUUUUAUGAGGAAGAUUCUGUGAUGGAGAUUAGUUGUAUAAAACUGCUGGUGACAGCAUCUCAUGACUUCCCCAUCAAAAUUGUACAGAUCAGAGUCUGGACGGAAGGGGAAGAAGAGGAGAAUUAGAGGUUCUGGGAGAUUUCUGCAAGGACUGGGUCUAGGAAGAGAGAAAUAAAUCCAUCAAUUGACCAAGAAUUUCUCCUCCUUGUGAAUACAGUGCCUAUGCAAUUUAUUCUCCAAAGUGGAACCCGCCACUGGUUGGUUCUUGUAAAAUUGACACACAAAGCCGGGCGGUGGUGGCACGCGCCUUUAAUCCCAGCACUCGGGAGGCAGAGGCAGACGGAUCUCUGUGAGUUCGAGGCUAGCCUGGGCUACCGAGUGAGUUCCAGGAAAGGCGCAAAGCUACACAGAGAAACCCUGUCUCGAAAAACCAAAAAAAAAAAAAAAUUGACACACAAACCUAGACAUAUCUGAGAAGAGGAAACCUCAACCGAGAAAAUGCUCUGUAACACUGGCCUGUAGGCCAGCCUGUGGGGCAUUUUCUGAAUUAGUGGUGGAUGUCACAAACAAAGGUGGAGUGCGCCUAAAACAUCACAACAGCUCAUCCUCUGGCCUCCUUAUGUGUGUGUGUGUGC
This is a messenger RNA of Peromyscus californicus insignis, 1925 nucleotides long. Its product is annotated as alpha-1,3-mannosyl-glycoprotein 4-beta-N-acetylglucosaminyltransferase-like protein MGAT4E. Gene Ontology annotation, molecular function: acetylglucosaminyltransferase activity. The coding region runs from base 22 to 1416 and encodes 464 amino acids. Gene Ontology annotation, biological process: protein N-linked glycosylation. The transcript is spliced from 3 exons. The record is from RefSeq and is a predicted model, not a curated record. Lineage: Eukaryota; Metazoa; Chordata; Mammalia; Rodentia; Cricetidae.